AUUAACAACAUGGUCUAACCAAAGCCUUUUACAGUUUCACUUACUUUCAAACUCGAAGUCUCCGCCACUACUACCAGCUUUCUAUUCAUCGCUCAACCCAAUGGCACUCGCCUCCAACUCGCUCGUUUCUUUCAUCCAAGGCUCAUUGAGUCAACCCGGAAGGACCUCCCACUCUCUUCCUUCACCUUCUCUUUCUUUCCCCGGAUCUCGUUCGCUCUCUCUGAAACUCACCCGCCGCUCCAACUCGCCCCUUCUUUGCUCUUUAGAUGCAACCAACGCCACAGAUAAGGACACCCCAAUCGAAACAAGGUUCCCAGCUUAUCCAACUGUGAUGGACAUCAAUCAAAUAAGAGAGAUAUUACCACACAGAUUCCCAUUCUUGUUAGUGGAUAGAGUGAUAGAAUAUAAUCCAGGUGUAUCGGCUGUUGGUAUAAAGAAUGUGACCAUAAAUGAUAACUUUUUCCCUGGACAUUUCCCUGAGAGGCCUAUAAUGCCUGGUGUUCUCAUGGUUGAGGCGAUGGCCCAAGUUGGAGGUCUCGUUAUGCUGCAACCUGAGGUGGGAGGUUCUCGGGAAAACUUCUUUUUUGCUGGAGUUGACAAAGUAAGGUUUAGGAAACCAGUCAUUGCAGGAGAUACUUUGGUUAUGAGGAUGACACUUAUUAAGCUGCAAAAGCGGUUUGGAAUCGCAAAGAUGGAAGGGAAAGCAUACGUUGGAACUGACUUGGUAUGCGAAGGCGAGUUCUUGAUGGCUACUGGUAGUACUUGAUUGUCUCAGUAUUUUAUACUUUGUGUAUCCACUAAUUUUCGGGGAAAUCACGAGCCGUGUUGUACCCGACGCUUUUGUUCCAUAUGCAUCCCUUUUUAGUGAGAUUUUCAUUGGGGUUUUUUUUCGAUGACAGUAUGUUUGUAAGUUUCUUUGUACUUUGCAGACAGAAAAAGAUUUUCUUGAAGUUUCUUCUAUCAUUUCAUGUAGACUGAAAUCAGUUAUCAGUUAUGAAAAAAAGAGGUUUAACAA
Molecule: messenger RNA, 1015 nt
Organism: Gossypium raimondii (Peruvian cotton)
Lineage: Eukaryota; Viridiplantae; Streptophyta; Magnoliopsida; Malvales; Malvaceae
Exons: 4
Coding region: 101-766 (221 amino acids)
Biological process (GO): fatty acid biosynthetic process
Molecular function (GO): hydro-lyase activity
Source: RefSeq, a predicted model, not a curated record